GUGUAAUUAUGGAGAAGGUGCUUUCUCGGUGAAUGAAUAGGUAUUAAAGGACCUCUGAGAAGCUUCGUCAGUUCAACAUCAUCAUCUCCAACUCUCAACUCUCAACUCUCAACCACAUCACAUCACAUCACAUCAUCACAAGACUUCUUCAUCACAACCACAACUACCAACCCAAAACCCCCCAUCAAAAUGACUCAAUCCAAGGACCAGAAGAUCGCCGAGACCCAGGCCAACCUCCCUCUCCCCGAUCAGCCCCCUAAGGCUUCCGACUGGCAGUCCGCUGAUGCCCGCACCGUCAACGUCGGCGCUGGCAAGCAGGAGGGCCCCAUUGGCACCGACUCUGCCGCUCAGUCUGGUCUCCGUGAGCCCGCUACCAAGGGCGAGGAGGUGGACCUGAGCAACGUUGGUCGUGAGGGUGUUGAGAAGCGUCAGCAAUGAGCCUUCUCUCUAUCUUGUACAAUAUGAAAGGAAAUGGAAUGGAAUGGAAGGAAGAACAAGAGAGGAGGUUAAUGAUACCUACGAAUGAUCAAUGAAAUGGACCGCGAGCAAUGAAUGCUUCGCUGCUCGGUGCAUCAGUUUCUGUUUCCCUCUCCCGGUACGACAGAAUAAUUCAGUGACUUGUGCAGAUAUUCAGGGUAAUACUCGGCCGCCAUGCGGCGUUUGAGUGUUCUCUCUCACUGCUAUA
Molecule: messenger RNA, 685 nt
Organism: Fusarium odoratissimum NRRL 54006
Lineage: Eukaryota; Fungi; Ascomycota; Sordariomycetes; Hypocreales; Nectriaceae
Exons: 2
Coding region: 190-438 (82 amino acids)
Source: RefSeq, a predicted model, not a curated record